Peromyscus maniculatus bairdii (prairie deer mouse) is the source of this 2485-nucleotide messenger RNA. The record is from RefSeq and is a predicted model, not a curated record. NCBI's taxonomy places the organism in Eukaryota, Metazoa, Chordata, Mammalia, Rodentia, Cricetidae.
ACUCGGACCACUGACCCCAGCCGAGUUUGGAAUGUGGCCGUCGCUUGGCGCGCUCAGUCCAGAGUGGGGCUUGGGACACCGGCCCGGCGGGAUGAGAGUCAGGGUUUUGUGACUCACAGUUGUUUUGUAUCUUUGUCGCCUUUCAAUUUCCUCUAGUCUUGGGAGGUCUUUGCAAGAAUCCUGAGAUAAUUUUUUUUUUGGACUUAAUCAUGGGGCGAAGGGAAACGUGAGCUCUAGGCACUUUAUAUUACAGAUGUCCCUGAACCUCACAGACAGCGAUCUCCGGGGGUUUCCUUUGGUUUCUCAGUCUUUAAUGUGAUGAACGCCAUCAUGGGAAGUGGCAUCCUUGGAUUAGCUUAUGUGAUGGCUAAUACCGGUAUCCUUGGAUUUAGUUUCUUGCUGCUGUUAGUUGCGUUCCUGGCCUCUUAUUCAGUCCACCUGCUGCUUAGCAUGUGCAUUCAGACAGCUGGCUUGGGUCCGGUAACUAACUUCUCAUGGCUCUCCACUCACCUGCUGCCCCUGUGUCCGCUGAUCGAUUCCUCAGUCUCUGUAAAGCUCUCAGUCCAGCGGUGACGUCUUACGAAGAUCUUGGACUCUUUGCGUUUGGAUUAGCUGGAAAGGUGGUGGUGGCAGGCACCAUAAUAAUUCAGAAUAUUGGAGCUAUGUCUUCUUAUCUUUUAAUUAUUAAAACAGAGCUUCCUGCUGCUAUUGCAGAAUUUUUGCCUGGAGACCACAGUGGGUCUUGGUAUCUCGAUGGACAGACGCUCCUACUCAUCAUCUGUGUUGCCAUUGUGUUCCCUCUUUCACUGCUUCCCAAAAUAGGCUUUCUUGGCUACACAAGCAGUUUAUCAUUUUUCUUUAUGGUGUUCUUUGCCCUUGUGAUAGUAAUUAAAAAAUGGUCCAUCCCUUGUCCUCUGACCUUAAAUUGCAUCGAUGGAGUGUUCCAGAUUUCAAAUGCUGCAGAUGACUGUAAACCAAAGCUCUUUCAUUUCUCCAAAGAGAGUGUUUAUGCCAUACCAACCAUGGCUUUUUCAUUUCUCUGCCAUACCUCAAUAUUGCCCAUAUACUGUGAGCUUCAAAGCCCCUCAAAGAAAAGGAUGCAGAACGUAAGCAAUACAGCAAUUGCUCUGAGCUUCCUGGUUUACUUGGUAUCUGCGCUCUUUGGAUACCUCACUUUUUAUGACAAAGUGGAGUCAGAGUUGCUACAAGGUUAUAGUAAAUACUUGCCACAUGAUGUUGUUGUCAUGGCUGUGAAGUUAUGCAUACUGUUCGCUGUGCUUUUGACAGUUCCUCUAAUCCACUUCCCUGCCAGAAAAGCUUUAAUGAUGCUACUUUUCUCAAAUUUUCCAUUUUCAUGGAUCCGGCAUUCUCUGACCACAUUAGCACUCAACAUUAUCAUUGUUUUACUUGCAAUAUAUGUUCCUGACAUUAGGAAUAUGUUUGGUGUAGUUGGUGCCAGCACAUCAACGUGCUUGAUUUUUGUGUUCCCAGGGCUGUUUUACAUGAAACUUAGCAGAGAGGAUUUUCUCUGGAAAAAGCUUGGGGCCUUGCUCCUGCUCACUACCGGCGCCUUGGUCGGGAGCUUCAGUUUAGCACUCAUCAUUUUUGACUGGGUCAACAAUGAAAAAAAAUUUUUUCUAUUAUAAAGAAUAACUUACCUCUGUAAGCAAGAAGGAAUCAUUCUGGAAGGCAUUGGAUAUGAAAGUCACACUCAGGAAAAUUAUUACCAGAAAAGCAAGACAGAGCAGCAGGAAUUUAGUCAAUUUAUUUUGAACCAAAAAUUAGAAAUAUUCAAAAUGUUGUUCUUAAAUAUGUUGAGUCACUCUUUUUUGUGGGAAUUUUAUUUUAUUUUGUUUUUGAGACAGGAUCUCACUGUAUUGACGAGGCUGGCCUUGAACUCAUAGCAUCUGCCUGCUGCCACUUUACAAGUACUGGCGUUAAAAGUGUGCGCCAGCAUCCUGGCACAUGCCUGCCAUCAUCCUGGCACAUACCUGCCAUUUGUGACUUUUAAAAAAAAUAAAUAGCUUUUAUUUUUUUAGAGUAGUUUUAUGUUUCCAGAUAUAUUGAGUAAAUGAACUAAGGGAUUCCAUUUGACUCCCUACAAGGGUAGUCUAACCUCAAGCGUUCCCUGAUAUGAAUGCCUUGUGGCAGUAUAGCAUGUUAUACCCAGGAAUGAUAAAGGUCUGAGUGAGGGUUUGUUCUUGGCCACCACUGAUCUUUUUACAAGAAUGCCGUGAUUGGGAUCAUGUAGGACUGUAGCACGAAUCUUAAAUGGUCUUAUUAAUAAAAUCAAACUUGGAGCCAGGUACUGGGGUGAAUGCUGGAAGAUCAGAGAAGCAGAACAAACCACAGCCACCUCACCUUGCCAGUUCGUCAGCUGAUCCUGUUUCCUCAGACUGGAAGCCUCUGUGUCCUUACAUCCAAAUGGAUCUCAGCUGAACUGUUGCUCAAAAGUCUAAAAGCUUAACCAGCUAGUUUCUGGUCC